AUGAUCAAAACGAAUUUGAUUGAUUCACAGAAGUGUCUUCCCCAAAUUAUAAUAAAAGAUAUUUUGGAUAUUAUUCCAUAUAAUAAUCGCUAUACAAAGUCAUAUUUAUCUCUUGCCAAACUCAUAUCAGAUGAUUAUCAAGUCAAAGAGGUCAGCAAGGUUAAUCUUGUUUCAAACUUUUUGUUUUACAAAGAAUAUGGCAUUAAAUUACACAAGUCUGCUGAUUUCAAAAUAAUUAAAUCAGAAAAUCUCGACAUUCUUAAAGAAAAUACAAUUUACAGAGCACUUAUGAAUAAUGACUUAGAAGUAUUCAUUUCAUUCACUGAAAUAGAAGGAUUUGAUGGAAAUCAAAAACUUGAAAGCAACUUAUUUAGAGAUUUUAGUAGUUUUUUCGUAUUUCCUAGUGAAAAUAAAUUUUCAUUACUUGAAUUAUGUUGUUACUACGGAGCAGUUGAUUGUUUCAAGUUCUUAAGAACAGAAUUUGACUCAGCGAUAACAAAAUUGUGUCUAGUAUUUUCAUUUUUGGGUAGAAAUCAAGAGAUAAUGAGUGAAUGUUUGAAACAUCAAAAACCAGAUCGAGAUUGCAUGAAAUAUGCAAUUAUUUCACAUAACAUUGAUUUUGUAACAUUCUUAGUGAAUGAGUACGCCAUAAGUAUCGACUUAUUUGCUUGCAGAAAAUAUAAUAAUCUUGAUUCAUUUUUAGUUUUUUUCGAUCAAACUAAUCUUUUAAUCAACUGCUUGAUUUAUUCACCGAUGUUUAAUAUUCCAUCCCUAUGCGAAUAUUUCCUUUCAUUAGGUGCAGAUAUCAACAAAAAACUUUUAGAUGAAAGAACCGCUCUUCAGAUUGCAGCACAUUAUAAUAGUAAAGAAGCAGCCGAAUUUCUGAUUUCACAUGGUGUAGAUAUCAAUGAAAAAGAUACAGAUGGCGUAGGGAUGCGUUAA
Messenger RNA from Trichomonas vaginalis G3, 942 nucleotides. Its product is annotated as protein of unknown function (DUF3447). Lineage: Eukaryota; Parabasalia; Trichomonadida; Trichomonadidae. The record is from RefSeq and is a predicted model, not a curated record. The transcript has a single exon. Gene Ontology annotation, molecular function: protein binding. The coding region runs from base 1 to 942 and encodes 313 amino acids.